Molecule: messenger RNA, 629 nt
Organism: Cicer arietinum (chickpea)
Lineage: Eukaryota; Viridiplantae; Streptophyta; Magnoliopsida; Fabales; Fabaceae
Source: RefSeq, a predicted model, not a curated record
ACUAAGCCCCUUGUUUAUUUCUUAACUCCCACUUCUAUAUCACUCAACUUAUUAUAUUAAUCUCUCAUAUAUAUUCAUAGGAAUCAACACCAUCUUACACAUCAAAACAACUUCACAGUCACAUAUAUUUCAAUAUUCAGAUUCAUACAAAAUAAUCUACAACAUGAGUGCUGCAGCAACAAGAGCUUGGGUAGUAGCAUCAAGCAUAGGAGCAGUUGAAGCCUUAAAGGACCAACUUGGUGUAUGCAGAUGGAACUAUGCUCUAAGAUCACUUCAUCAAUAUACCAAAAACAACAUCAGAUCAUAUACUCAGGCUAAGAAAUUGUCCUCUGCUUCUUCUGCUGCUGUUUCUAAUAAGGUUAAGAGAACCAAGGAAGAGUCUAUGAGGAAAGUUAUGGAUUUGAAUUGUUGGGGUCCUACCACUGCAAGGUUUUAAUUCAUUUCGAAUUUUAAUAUUAUUAUGCUAAUGUAUUGUAAUGUGUUCCAUUAAUUAAACAUUAUGAUGCAUGUUGCUACUUAUGUAUCUAAUUAAUCCUAAAUUUUGUUCGUCGAAUGAUAUUAUGACCAAGAAAAAAGAGAAUUGGGAUCUUUGUUAAAAAAAAUCAUAUUUUAUUGGUUUUUUGUUUCCA